AUGUCCAAUCCGCCUUUUACGGCCCGAGCGGUCUUCGAGUAUGCGUCGGGCCACGAUGACGACCUCAGCUUCCCAAUCGGCCAAAUUGUAACUGUCACCGCUGUGGAGGAUGAUGACUGGUACUACGGUGAAUACACAGACGGCGCCGGUACCAAACAAGAGGGCAUCUUCCCCAAAAACUUCGUCGAACGAUAUGAACCUCCUGCGCCUCCCCGGCCGACUCGCCCUAGUAGACCCAAGAAAGAGGCCGAGCCCGCCCCCGUCGAUUCCCCCGUUGCUGUGACCCGGAGCCAGCCGCAGACGGAGCCCGAGGUUGCAGAGCAACCCGCCGCGGAGGAGCAGGAACCGGUUUCCAAGCUGCCCCUUCCUCCUCAGUCCCCGCCAGCGGUUUCGAGUCCUGUCACCGAAUCUCCAACCUCGCCCAAGGUGCCACCUCAAGCUACCAAACCCGCUCCUGCACCUGCCACGACCUCUGCGCCUCCCGUGGCUAAGUCAUCCAAGCCCCCGCCCCCAGUCGUUGCAGAGAAGCCCUCGGCUUCGUCUUUCAAAGAUCGUAUCGCCGCCUUCAACCAGUCCGCUGCUGCGCCAAUUGCUCCUUUCAAACCUGGUGGUCCUCGCCACUCGACUUCAUUUGUCAAGAAACAAUUCGUUGCCCCGCCUCCCAGCAAGGAUUCCUACGUGGCCCCGCCAAGAGAGCCCGCCCCUAAGGUGUACAGGAGAGAGGAGGAUCCUGAUGUGAAGGAGCAACUUGCUCGUGAGCCUCCUGUCUCGGAGACCCGUCCGCCUCCGCCAGCUCUGGUGACUACGCAAGACUCGGAGGAGGGUGCUGAAGACCAGCCGAAGCCGACCAGUCUCAAGGAUCGCAUUGCUCUUCUACAAAAGCAGCAAUUGGAGCAGGCUCAGCGCCAUGCAGAGGCCGCCCAGAAGAAGGAGAAGCCUAAGCCCCCCAAGAAGCCGGUUGAGCAACCCUCGGAGCCCGUCGAAGCUGAGGAGGAGGUUGCGACCUCCCCUAUUGAAACCGUGAAAACAACUCGUGAUCCCAGUGUUGACACAUUGCGUGCCAAGGCACCUCCAGCGCACCCGACUCCCUUCUCACCCUCGGAGGAAAUCGCAAGCGAGUCGAACGAUGCCGACUACUCUGCUGCUGCUGACUCUGAGGAUGCCGGAGAGACGUCCACAAGCAAGGACGAAGAGGAGGAGCGUCCUCGUCAACUGUCUACUCACACCAUUGAGCAAAAGGGUGAGGAAGCCGACGCCGAGGAAGAUGAAGAGGAGGAGGAAGAGGAAAUGGAUCCCGAAACUAAGCGCAGGAUGGAACUUCGUGCCAGGAUGGCUAAGAUGAGUGGUGGCAUGGGCAUGAUGGGACUCUUCGGGCCUCCUGGUGGUCUACCGGGCAUGACUCCUCCUACGGGAUCUCGCAAGCCGAAGACUCCUGGAGAAUCUGAGAAGAGGCUUGCUGAGCCCGAACCUACGUCUCCCCGCCAUGCUCCUCCGGUGCCUUUGCCUGGAAUGCAUAUCGGCGCGAAGCCUCCUGUCGAGGUAGAGAAGGAUGAGGAGGAGGAAGAAGAGCCCCUGGCGACCCCCAUUUCUGAACAACAUCCUCCACGACAAGUACCAGAUGUUGAGGACGUCGUUCAUGAAGGUCCCCCUCCACGUCGCUCGACUGAUCGUCCCCCUCCCGUCCCACCUACUGAACGCUCUGCAGUAGCACCCCCAGUCCCAGAGGCACGAUCUGUUCCGCCUCCGCCAGUGCCAGCCGAGGAACUAUCAUCGCCCCCUCCAGUCCCAGGAGGUCGGCCUGCCCCUCCCCCGCCUAGGCCUUCAACGGGCGACGAGUCCGAUGACGAACUCUCCGUGCAUGCAAAGACCUUGUCCUUAGAUGACGCUGCUCAGCCGCCUGCAGUGCCUGCGCCGGCUAUUCCUGACCGUGUGGAUGCUCGCCGCCCAUCAACAUAUGACUCGACACCCCCAUUGGGUCCGACCCCAACCGCCGAAAAGAGAGCAAGUCGCCCACCUCCUCCUAUCCCGACUAAUCCACCAAUGCCUCCAGCACAGGGCCGUGCGCCACCUCCACCACCCCCAGGCCAACUUCGUCGGCGGUCCACAGCUGAUAGCCGUGGGAGUGCUCCCCGACAGGCUGGUGAAGAUGUUGAAGGAGAGGUGACAGAAUAUGAUGGAGAUUACGAUACUGAUAUUGCGUCCGGAGUCAAGCAUAAGGAUGCUUUGAGGGCGCACGAGCGAGACUCGAGUUUUGACGAGGGAACGAUCACCGAUGACCAUUCUAUUCAGUCCCCUCGAAGCCCUCAGGAAUCUCGCCUGCCUCCACCGCUUCCACCCACCGCUGCCCCUCGGGGAGUUCCACCUCCACCACCAAGCCAACCGCCGCGAAAUGCUCGUCCUUCCAUAGAUACGCCUAGGGGACCUCCCCCACUCCCGCCAACUAGAGAGGCCCCUCGUGGUGACGCUGAGGAAGAGGAAGAGUAUGAUCCUUUCAAUUAUGCUGCUCCUCAACAAGGGCUGCCCACUCCUCCUCCACCUCCCAGUGGACGCCCGGGAGCCCCGCCUCCUCCUCCUCCGCAGACCGCAACUGACGACUACGAUGAUAUGUAUGAGGCGUCUCCAGUUCAAAGUCCAUUUAAUGAGCAGCCUCCUUCACUCCAUGAGAAGCGACCUUCUCUCGCGCUGCCACCCCCUCCGCAGAGCCAGGCUCCAGCCAUGCCCUCACCUUCUGCUGCUAGAAGCGGCCGCGCUUCCAUGGAUUUGAUGCGGGCUCAGCGGCGAUCGAUGGACGUUUCCCGGCCCUCAGUUGACCAAGGCUUCAUUGCCACUGACGUUGACCUUGGAGAGAGUUCCCUGUGGUGGACCCAGCCCAACACGACUCCUCCAGUAUUCCAGAACCGCAAGGACAUUCUCUUCGAAGUUGAGGAGUCUUCGUCCACGAAACGGGGUGGUGAGACUACCGUAUCCAAGGAAGUUUACGUCCUUUUCAUGGACUACUCGCAAACCGUGGUGACGGCCCACUUCGACGCGAAGAACCCUGCGGAUGUCACUCUGGAACAGCGUCAUGAGCCGCCACCUCUCCAACCCCGCCAGGAUCAACUGGAGCAGGCGCACCUUCAGCAUGGAACUCGAAUUUCAGAGUCCGUUAACGGGAUCCAAAAUUCUACUGUUGGAGACGGCACCCCUAACGGAUUGGUUCAGCACCUGCUGAACCCUCUGUCUGAUGCGCUCCUCCCCGUCGGAACCCGUGCCUACGGCGCCUUGGUCUACUCAAACUUGGCCAACGCUUCUGUUACUCAAAAUGAUGAGAUCCGCGCUGGUGACAUUGUUAGCUUCCGAAACGCUCGGUUCCAGGGUCACCGUGGUACUAUGCACCAGAAGUAUAGUGCUGAGGUGGGCAAACCCGAACAUGUCGGUAUUGUCGUUGACUGGGAUGGUACAAAGAAGAAGAUCCGAGCUUGGGAACAGGGACGCGAGAGCAAGAAGGUCAAGAUGGAGAGUUUCAAGCUGAAUGAUCUUCGUAGUGGCGAGUGCAAGGUCUGGCGCGUGAUGCCUCGCAGCUGGGUGGGCUGGGAGCCUACCAGAUAA
Penicillium daleae is the source of this 3588-nucleotide messenger RNA. RefSeq names its product SH3 domain protein. Gene Ontology annotation, biological process: protein transport to vacuole involved in ubiquitin-dependent protein catabolic process via the multivesicular body sorting pathway. Gene Ontology annotation, molecular function: protein binding. The coding region runs from base 1 to 3588 and encodes 1195 amino acids. The record is from RefSeq and is a predicted model, not a curated record. NCBI's taxonomy places the organism in Eukaryota, Fungi, Ascomycota, Eurotiomycetes, Eurotiales, Aspergillaceae. Gene Ontology annotation, cellular component: ESCRT-0 complex. The transcript has 3 exons.